This is a messenger RNA of Symbiodinium sp. CCMP2456, 2826 nucleotides long. The record is from the annotation of a GenBank genome assembly. Lineage: Eukaryota; Dinophyceae; Suessiales; Symbiodiniaceae.
AUGCCAACGCCUCGAAAGGCCAAAAAGUUGAAGACAACUUUGACGGUGGAGGACGCGAAGGCAUAUUUCGAUGAACACCACAUCAAGGUUCAUAUCCCUGAGGGGAAGGACAUUGACAUCACGCCACUGGCAGGCUUUCACUUCCAAGGCUUUGCGAAGCGCUUGAUCAGGUACUGCCAGAGCAAGUAUGAGAAUCCCACACCCAUCCAAGCGUGCACUUGGCCGUUAAUCAUGCAGAAAAGCGAUGUGUGUGGAAUCGCCAAGACUGGCAGCGGAAAGACCCUGGCCUUCGCUCUUCCCUACUUGUCCAUGUCGAGGCUUGGAGUGCUGGAGGUCUUCGAGCAGCCCUGCGCGCUGCCGCGCUUCGUGGCCUUGGCACCCACGAGGGAGCUCGCGAUGCAGAUUGCGGAGGUCUGCGCAGAUCUUGUGAAAGCCCUCACCGCAGGCGAGGAGGGGCUGUACCCGGUGCAGUGCAUCUACGGUGGUGUUCCCAAGAGAGAUCAACGACAGGCGAUUUCCCAGACGGGCAUUGAUAUGGCCAUUUGCACGCCCGGACGCUUGCAGGACCUGGUGGAAGAGGAGACGGUGGACUUGAGCUCCGUGUCCCAGGCUCAGCCGGUCGGAGGGUCGGAGCGCAUCAGCGCAGCGGCAGCGAAAACCCUCUCGUCUCCUUCUCAGAUGAAGUUGCCCUUUGUCCUGCUUCGCGUCGGAAGCAUUGGCCAAUGCAGCAGGUCCUGCAUAGUCCGUGUGCCGAGAGGAGUGAUGUCUGUCAGUGCACCUGCGCCGUGGGAGCCCGGAGGUUCCGCUGGCCCUGCCAGCCGUCGAGUCGAAUCGAGUCGAAGUUUCGGCGGCUAUCCUCACCGAAACCUCUGGGGGCCAGUGUCCUUCAUCGCAAGGCCAGAGAAGAGCCUGAGAGGGACCAGAUGUGGAGUACUCGUCUGCAGCGGCACGGCGCGGCAGCGCGGCAGGGCAGCGCGCGGACAUGGCGGACAUGUUGCAACGUCCAGGUCAGCAGACCUGGCCUGGCCACUGACGGUCCCUGGCAGAGGAAGGCGGCUGGGGCAGGUCCCCCCCACCGCCCGCGCAACGCGCAAGGCGCCGCAGCAAGGUGGCUCCGAAGAUCUGCAGCAGUCGUUUGAGGAGAUCUUGAAGCACAUCUCCGACACCAGGAACGCUCCCGUCACGCCGCCACCGCGUGCUGUGCCGGCACCCGCUGCACCCACGACGCAAAGCCUUCGCCGGUCCGGACCGGAAUGGAAGCGUAUCACCACGAUCGGGCGAGAGCUGGAUCCUUGCGUCUGCCUCCUUGGAUCCGGGUCGCAGUCUCGGCCUCGGCAGGAGCGCUCGGAGCGCCUCAAGGCCUGGAGCCCCGUCACUUGGGCGCACAGGGACUCCAGCUUUGGCCUUGCAGGGUAUUUGCCCCAGAAGGAUUUCAACGCCUGGGACAAAGAGCGAGUGAGCAAUCCCGAGCGCACCUGGCCACCAGACGGAGCCGUCAGUGAGCUCUACGACACAAGUAGAAAGGGGAAGCCAAGCUGGAACCCCACCAACUGGGUUCACAAGGGACGUUGCUUCCCAAUGGAGGCACCUUCAUUGCCCGGACGCGGCCUGCAAAUCAGACGCAAGAGAACCCCAAGCUUUGGAACUGUGUCAGCAGAAUCUGAGAUGCAGCGAUCCCAAUCGCAUGCUUCGGUGAGGGCCACGGCCUCGAUCUCGCCUCGCAGCGAGAGCAGUCGUGUGAGCACCAGCAGCGCCCUGAGCCUCAGCCUCAGCGCCGGCAACGCCAGCGGCACCGGCUUGGGCGCCGGCGCUUGCACGGCCGCGACGCGGAGCGCCGCCGCUCUCGGUUUGGGCCCCGGCACCUCAAAGGAGCGCGAGGAGCGACGGAAGUCGGAGCCCAGCAGCGGGCCACUCGGCCGUGGCCCUGGCGGCAAAAUCUGGCACACCUUUGGCGAAGUUCUGGAAGCGGACAGGAUGCUGGAUCUGGGCUUCAUCGACGCGGUGAAAGCGUUGAUCUCCAAGAUGCCCAAGGCUGGGAAGCGCCAGACCUGCAUGUUCAGUGCCACAUGGCCUGCCACGGUGCACGCUCUCGCGACGAAGUUCCUCAACGAGCCCAUGCAUGUGGGCAUAGGCUCCGUCGAUGAGGGCAUGGUGGCGAACACGGCCAUUCGACAGCUGGUGGAGGUGAUCAGCAACGAGAAGGACAAGCCGGCACGUCUACUUCAACAUUUGAAGAAGCAUUUCAGUCCGGACAAGAAGGUCAUCAUCUUUGGCUUGUACAAGAAGGAGACGGCCUGGUUGGAGAACUUCUUGUGGGAGAAGGGCUACGAAAAGGUGAUUGCGUUGCAGGGUGACUUGUCCCAGGAGAAGAGAACGCAGGCCAUCGCAGACUUCAAGGCGACGAAGAAGACUCCACUGAUCGCCACGGACGUUGCCAGCCGAGGUCUGGAUGUCCAGGACGUUGAGCUGGUGAUCAAUUAUACGUUCCCGUUGACGAUCGAGGACUACGUGCAUCGGAUCGGUCGAACCGGCCGAGCAGGCAAGAAAGGCUUGGCGAUCUGCUUCUUCUGUCCCGAGUCCAAGGGAGCUCAGGAUGAGAAGGCGCACGCCGGUGACCUUUGCAAAGUCCUCCGCGAUGCAAGCCAAGAGGUGCCCAAGGAGUUGGAGAGCAUUGCCGGCACCUCUGGUGGCAACAAGGCCACGAAGAAGAAGGCCCUCUCAUGCGCGCACGUCAGAAGCCCCUUCCUUAUCCCGAAAGUGUGUUGCGAAUGGUUUUCCGUGGAGGUCGUUUGCAUGGCAUAUGAGGUGAUGUUAGUGUUGAGGUGA